AUGUUGGCCUGGUCAUAUGGAUAUCCAAGAGUCAUGAGCAGUUAUUAUUUUACAACUCGUGACCAAGGACCGCCAACAGAUGGAGUGCCCCCAAAGUACGAGGCUAGAUCACCACAAUUUGACCGGGAAAAUAAAUGUACAAAAGUCUGGGUUGUGUUGGUCGCACACCGCUCGCCUUCCAUAAGAAGAAUGGUGAAAUUCCGUUCCGACGUCCAAGGUGCUGCACCCGCUCACAUUGUGACUGAGGAUCACCGAAUCGCCUUCGCAAGAUUAGAAAGAGGAUUCUUUGCGUUGAAUAGCCGUAAAGACACUUGGAAAAGGUAA
Cooperia oncophora is the source of this 324-nucleotide messenger RNA. Lineage: Eukaryota; Metazoa; Nematoda; Chromadorea; Rhabditida; Trichostrongylidae. The record is from the annotation of a GenBank genome assembly.